AAUGCCCACCCCAACAACCGACUCCUGGCUCGAAGCCGCCGCCUCCCGACGCAGCGUGCACAACCUAGCCUCCACCUCCAAAGUGUCCGACGCCCGAGUGCAAGAAAUCAUCAGCAAGGUACUUUCCUUCGCGCCAUCAUCCUACAACACGCAACCGGUGCGGAUCUCCCUCGCCUUUGGCGAGAAACACAAACAGCUCUGGGAUAUCAUCCUGCAGCAGGCCGAGCCGAUACUUACAUCGAUUAACCCGGAGUUGUGGGAGAAGUUGGGCCCGAUGUUUAGGGGGCAUUGGGGGGCUUAUGGGUCUGUACUUUUCUGGGAACGUACCCAAACAACCAAAGAAGCAGCCGAGACGCACAAAGCCACGGGCCAUAUGUUCGGGGAAUGGGGGGAUCAUGCGCAAGGGAUUCAUCAGAUUUUGGUGUGGACGGCGUUGGAGCUCGAGGGUGUGGGGGCGAAUCUGCAGCAUAUGAAUGUGAUGCCGCCGUUGGAGGCGGCGAUUAAGAAGUGGGCGGGCGUGCCGGAGGAUUAUAAGUUAAAGGGGCAUUUGAAUUAUGGGGAUGAGCGGGCGGAGAGGCCGGAGGUGCCGGGGAAGUUGCCGAUUGAGGAGACGUUGAGGGUUUUGUGAGUUGGUUGUAAUGAAUGGGGAUGAGUCGUGUUGGAUUAUGAGAGAGAUAUAAACUCCGGGGCAGAUGAUGAUAUGCAAUGCAUGAUAUAUGAGUAAUGGUUGUUUGAAGUGGUUAAAGCAGGGCAGGGAUGGGUGGGGUUCUGUAGUGGAGGUGUUGGUAGGUGUUGUUGAAUAUAGCUGAGUGAGUGUGGUUGUCGGGGUCGAAGGAUUUGUAGGUAACAACUUCCUAUGUAGUAAUACUAAAGGUUUAUUACCAUGGCU
Molecule: messenger RNA, 889 nt
Organism: Aspergillus sclerotioniger CBS 115572
Lineage: Eukaryota; Fungi; Ascomycota; Eurotiomycetes; Eurotiales; Aspergillaceae
Product: nitroreductase family protein
Exons: 2
Biological process (GO): cellular response to oxidative stress
Source: RefSeq, a predicted model, not a curated record